AGAGAUAGAGAGAGGCGGGUGAGGGAUUGGCAUAAUGGAGUCACAAGUGUUAACUGCGUUAAUGCUAAUAAUAUGCUUAGUUCCUUGCUGCUCUUCCCAGAUGCAACCGAUGCUGCUGCAUCGUAAAUCUCCGAAACCCACAACCUCCUACGCUGUCAUCUUCGACGCCGGUAGUACUGGUAGCCGUGUCCAUGUCUUCCACUUCAACCAGAUCCUAGACCUCCUUCCCAUCGGCCAAGAUCUUGAGUUUCUCGACAAGGUUAAACCGGGUUUGAGUGCAUAUGCUGAGAACCCAGAAAAAGCUGCUGAAUCUCUCAUUCCACUUUUAGAGGAAGCCGAGAGUGUUGUUCCCAAGAGGGUGCACCACAAGACUCCCCUCAAACUUGGGGCAACCGCAGGUUUGAGACUUCUGAAAGGAAAUGCUUCUGAAUUGAUCUUGCAGGCGGUCAGGGAUAUGUUCAAGGAAAGAAGCACUUUAAAACUCGAGCCUGAUGCUGUUGCUGUUAUUGGUGGAACCCAGGAAGGCUCUUAUCUAUGGGUGGCAAUAAACUAUCUACUGGGAAACUUAGCAAAAGAAUAUGGGGAGACAGUGGGAGUGGUUGAUCUGGGAGGAGGGUCAGUUCAAAUGGCAUAUGCCAUCUCAGAGGAAAAUGCUGCCAAGGCUCCCAACGCUCAACAAGGAGACGACCCUUACGUAACCCGGAUGUACCUUAAGGGAACCAAGUAUUCCGUCUAUGUUCACAGUUACUUGCACUACGGGAAAGAAGCAUCUCGUGCAGAGAUCUUGAAGGUGACCCGUGGUUCUAACAACCCUUGUAUUUUAGCUGGUUUUAAUGGGUCUUAUGUAUACGGAGGAGUGGAAUACCAGGCGUCAGCCAUGCCUGGCGGGUCGAGCUUCAGUGAAUGCAGAAACACAGUUCUGAAGGCUCUCAAUGUGAACGCCACAUGCCCAAACGAGAACUGCACAUUUGGUGGCAUCUGGAACGGUGGAGGAGGACCUGGCCAGAAAAACCUCUACCUCGCCACUUCUUUCUAUUACUUGGCUACUGAGUCUGGCAUUGCCGAUAUAAAGAAGCCCAGCGACAAAGUUCGAAUCGUGGAUUAUAAGAUUGCGGCCGAGCUUGCUUGCAAGACAGCAUUAGAGGAAGCCAAAUCCACCUUCCCACUGAUGAAGGACAAUGUGCUUCAAUAUGCGUGCCUGGAUCUUGUAUACCAGUACACCUUGCUGGUUGAUGGGUUUGGGCUGGAUCCAUGGCAAGAAGUGACGGUGGUGAAGCAAGUGAAGUAUAAAGAUCAUCUGGUAGAAGCAACCUGGCCACUGGGCACCGCCAUUGAAGCCGUAUCAUCUUUACCCAAAUUUGAUCGGCUCUUGUACUUUGUUUGAUUUCCCGUUUCUUAGCCUUCAGCAGCUGAUGAUCAGAUGUUUCCAUAUUGGCCAUAUGAGGUGGAAGUAAUAAGAGCAAUCUUUUUAUAUCUCGAAGAAAUGUAUGCAUGGAAACAUUUCUUAUCAGUUUAACGUCAUGCUGCUUUGCAAAAACUGAGUGCUCUUUUCUGUUUAAGAAAGAAAAAAGAAAUUUGGAUGGUUUUGUUCAGCU
This is a messenger RNA of Neltuma alba, 1595 nucleotides long. Its product is annotated as nucleoside-triphosphatase-like. Gene Ontology annotation, biological process: nucleoside diphosphate catabolic process. The transcript is spliced from 9 exons. The record is from RefSeq and is a predicted model, not a curated record. Gene Ontology annotation, molecular function: nucleoside diphosphate phosphatase activity. Gene Ontology annotation, cellular component: membrane. Bases 35 to 1384 code for a protein of 449 amino acids. Lineage: Eukaryota; Viridiplantae; Streptophyta; Magnoliopsida; Fabales; Fabaceae.